AUGUCCAACAACAUCCAUAUGUUCAUUCGAAUGAUCCAUGAAGAAGUUAAAGAUGAUGAAGAUGAUGCGGCUAUUACUACAUUUUUAGUAGAGCAAUAUGCUCAACAUAUGGAUCACGACUUUUUUUCACAUCACGGUGGAUCCGUGCUGAACCACCGUGUCAUCAAUCGCAACAGAGCUGAAGGUCAUGAGAGACUUUAUCGUGAUUAUUUUGCAGAUUCACUAACAUAUCCAUCACAAUUAUUUCGCAGAAGGUUUCGUAUGCAUCGAUCAUUAUUUCUACGAAUUCAAGCAGCAAUUGAAACACAUGAUCAAUAUUUUGUUCAAAGAUUUGAUGUUGUAGGAGUUCCCGGAUUAUCAUCACUCCAAAAAAUGAUAGCUGCAUUAAGGAUGCUCGCAUAUGGAUCACCUGCAGAUGCUGUGGAUAAAUAUGUUAGGAUUGGCGAAAGUACAACAAUAGAAAGUUUGAAGAAGUUCACGAAAACAGUAGUUGAAAUAUUUGGAGAGCAAUAUUUGAGAUGGCCAAAUACUAGUGACAUCGCAAGGUUGAUGAGCGUGGCUGAGCAGCGUGGGUUUUCAGCAGAAGAUCGCGGUCCUGAAGUUUCGUAUACUAUCAAUAGACAUAAAUAUACCAUGAGAUAUUAUCUUGUCGAUGGUAUAUAUCCCUCAUGGCGUACUUUUGUUAAAACCAUUCCAUCUCCUCAAGGGAAUAAGAAGAAAUUUUUUGCUACACAACAAGAGUAUGCUAGAAAAGACGUCGAACAAGCAUUUGGAGUCCUACAAUCACGAUUUGCAAUAGUACGUGGACCGGGACGUAUGUGGGAUGUUGAAACACUCAAAUAUAUAAUGACAUCUUGUAUCAUAUUGCACAAUAUGAUAGUUGAAGAUGAACGUGAUACAACUCAUGAAGAUGUGGAUUUCAAUUAUGAUGCAGUUGCUACUACUCCAACAAUUAAUUUGUCUUGCAAUCGCACAAGUAAAGUUAUGGAGUUCAUACAAGUUCACCAUUAA
Messenger RNA from Diospyros lotus (date-plum), 1011 nucleotides. RefSeq lists its product as uncharacterized. Lineage: Eukaryota; Viridiplantae; Streptophyta; Magnoliopsida; Ericales; Ebenaceae. The transcript is spliced from 2 exons. The record is from RefSeq and is a predicted model, not a curated record. Bases 1 to 1011 code for a protein of 336 amino acids.